GUCGUCAUUUUUCCCUCCUACCGAUUUCGUCUUUUUCGGACUGGCAACACUGUAUGCAAAUAUGUUUUGAAUUUGAAUGACUUCUUUGAAUUCUUGGAAUGAAUGCUCUUAUCGCUUAGUUUAUAAUUUGAUAAAAUAGAUAUGAGCAAAUGUGUAGGGCCUGCGAGAAUGCAUAUCACAAGCAUACAGAGCUCAUGAAAUUUGAGUGAAAAAGUUCAUUUUAUAAUGACUCCUAGUAUUGUUGUUGUUGGAUCCUGCAUGAUAGAUUUUGUUAGUUAUGCACCCAGACUGCCGAUAGCAGGAGAAACUAUACAUGGUACGAAAUUUGUCAACAAUUUUGGAGGUAAAGGGGCCAACCAAUGUGUUGCUGCUGCAAAACUUGGAGGAAAUGUGACAAUGAUUGGCAGGGUAGGUGAUGAUAUUUGGGGUGUAAAGUACAUAGAUUAUCUUAAUGGCCUGAAUGUAAAUUCAGAAUAUGUGAGAACAACUACAGACUGUUCAACAGGUGUUGCACAGAUUAUUGUUUCUGAAUCUGGUGAAAAUCAAAUAGUGAUUACUGCAGGUGCAAAUCAGAAAUUAGAUGUAACAGAUGUGAAAUUGGCUGAACACAUAAUUAGACAUGCAGAUGUACUUGUGCUACAGUUAGAGACUCCACCUGAGGUGGCAAUUGAGGCACUUGAAAUGUGCACUGGUGAAUUAAAAAAGAAACGAGAAUCAUUGAUUAGCACAUAUCGCCUAUAUCGAAAGAAAAUUUUGGACUCUACUCAUUCUGGGUCAUCGGUGGAUGAUAUUUUUAAACCGAAUUGGUUCGCCUAUGAUCUAAUGGACAGCUUUCUUGCUCCGAUUUAUGAUAAAACAGAUACAUACACGAUUAAUACAGAGAGUAUGAAGUUUCCUGACGAGGACAGCAUGCAAGAUAAUUUGUCCGCUGGCGAUACUUCCACACCAUCAGUCAAAAAACGCAGAGAAUCUGAAAUUUCUGAAGUACGAGCUCAAAUGAAGACAGCUGUAAAUGUCCUUAAAAAUAUCUCAGAUCGACCGCGCGUUGAAGUGGAUGAGGUACAUUUAUAUUGUUAACUACUGGCCAAAAAGAUUAAAAAAUUUAAUGAGCCACAAAGGGAGAUAAUAAUGCAUGAUAUAGACGAACUAAUUUUUCGGAGGCGAAAGGACUCUUACUUAAAUAUCAGUAGCCCUUCUAGCUGCAGCACAUACUACUCGUACGCAAGAUGUACCCCGGAUUCCUUGGCACCUACACCAUCCCCUUCAUCUCAGGUUUUACAAAGCACUGUAUACCAGAUUGCUAAUGAUUCUGGUGAUUAUACAAUUGUGCAACCACAUUACAGCCCAGCAGAAUAUGUGAUAGAUCCUUCUACCUCCUCCACUUCUACUCAAAAGGUGGCAAUUAUAUCAAAUGACAUUGUUUCACAGGCACUUACUCUCUCUCACAUACAAAACAAGAAUUAAAUGCUAAUGAAAUAUUUCAUUUUACUUUAUAAUUUUUUUCAAUAAAUGUGUUUUUGCUUUUUAAUUAUGGUUUUGAACAUAAUACAGGGUGCGGCAGAGAGGACGGACGUUUUUGGGAUGACUCGUGAGAUCCUAGCAUUAUUUUACCAGUUGUCGUUAUGGAGCCUUGGACGGUGGAGCACCGCGUUUU
Molecule: messenger RNA, 1654 nt
Organism: Acanthoscelides obtectus
Lineage: Eukaryota; Metazoa; Arthropoda; Insecta; Coleoptera; Chrysomelidae
Source: the annotation of a GenBank genome assembly